GGCAUGUGUGUGUGUGUGAAAGGGGGUUGGUUGAUUACUGGCACUUCCUUCCUUUACCUCCAUCUGGACAAGCGCAGCAGUAGGAUAAAGGAAACCCGGACAAAUUAUUGAUAAAUGGGAAGAGAAAGUGAGAGAAAGAACCAGCCGAUUGGCUCUCAAGGACUAACUACAGUUGUACAAAGCUGCGGAGUUUUCCAAACAAGUCUUUCUGGCUCCAAGUCAAGCCACGACAUGUCGACUUAAACCGAACUGAGGACAUACAACCAAACUGUGAUGAACCUUAACCAAAACAGUCAGUGUCAGACAUGCAUGACUCUCUCCUCAGUGUCAUCAGCUGUCUCUGCAUUCUGCUUACUGGUCUCCAUGCUGAAGAAUGCAGCCAUGGUGUUCUGGCAAAACGGGACAUAUUUUAUGUAGCAGAAGGGGGCAGUCAGUCUCUGUCCUGUGUGGUCCAGCACUGUGGACAGAACUGGACAGGGAACUGGAUGUGGAAAAAUUCAACACACAAAACGUUCAACAUCAUUAAAGACUCUGACAGGCACUAUUUGACUAAUGAGGAGCUCUCAGCAAAUGAAACUCGCCUAGUUUUGAAUCUGCUGAGAGUCAGCCAUUUGGAUGAAGGUUCCUAUAGAUGCACGGUUGUGUGGGGUCAAGGCAACACUGAUAUGGGACAUCUGACGUACUUAAACAUCACUGCAGCUGUCCCCUCUCAGAGGAAUUCGUGGCACAGGGUGUUGGUCUGUGCCGGUGCUUUACUUUGUCUUCCCCUCAUCAUGGGAUUAGCUCGAUGCCUGAGCUCAGAGGACAAGUCUCUGCCAUUUUCCAGGUCACAGUUCACACAUGCAGCUGUAUACAGACAACAACCAGAUCCGGCUCCACAGCCUCCACCCCGAUGCAGAUUACCACAGAAACGUAGCACUUCCUCUCAAAAAGCUUCCCCCAUGUCCCCGCAGAAGACUGAGGUGGUGUAUGCAGACAUAUCCAAGGAUGCACUGAGGCAACCUGUAGCCACCAGAGAACCUGCCCAGUCCACUGUGUACUCAUUUGUCAAAUUUUCCUGAUUGCAGUAGAAGCAUAGUGGAGGUAGAAAGUUGUCUGCUGGGAGUCCAUUAAAUUAAAUUGUGGGAUACUGCUUGAAAAUGA
Molecule: messenger RNA, 1143 nt
Organism: Seriola aureovittata
Lineage: Eukaryota; Metazoa; Chordata; Actinopteri; Carangiformes; Carangidae
Exons: 5
Coding region: 306-1061 (251 amino acids)
Source: RefSeq, a predicted model, not a curated record